AUCUGUUAUGGACCGCAUCGGAUUCUAUUGAUCUCAGCCGUCGCCAACCAUCCGCUCCCGUCUAUAUGAUAAUCCGUCCCUCCUGCAAUUCCACCCGGUGAAUCCAAUUAGGGUUUCCUCUUUCCAUCUCCUAUCGUUCAAGGCCGGGGCGUCAAGAGAUGGUGAAGGCGUCUAAAUUAAGGAAGCAGAAGCAGAAGCUGAAGCGGCAGGGAACUCCGUCCCUCACUCCAUUAAAGAAGAUCAAGAAGGCAAAAAAGAAUGAGGAGCAGCUGAACGAGAGCGAGCCCACAAUCCAGCCUGCGGACGGAGCGGCGACCUCGGCCGCCGGGACAAGCAGGGCGGCUGACAAUGGGAAGGGAGAAGGGACUCCAUCCCUGGCUUCAUCAAAGAAGAUAAAGAAGCCGAGGAUGAAUGAGCAGCAGGAAAAGAAGAGCAAGCCCACAACCAAGCCUGUGGACGCAGCAGCAACUUCUUCUGCCAACAGAAGCAGGGCGGCGGACAGGGGGAAGGAUAAAAACCCUGUCGCACCAUCUAAUAAGAGUUCUGGAUUCAUCUUCAUGUGCAGUGGGAAGACGAAGCCUGAGUGCUUCCGUCACCGCGUUUUUGGGCUUCCCAGAGGAAGGAUUGAGAGUGUCGAGAAAAUCAAGCCAGACACUAAGUUGUUCCUAUAUGAUUUCGAUCUGAAGCUUCUAUAUGGGGUUUACAAGGCCACAUGUCAGGGUGGGAUGGACCUAUCACGGAAUGCCUUCCGAGGGGCCUUCCCUGCUCAGGUGAAAUUCAAGGUUCACAUGGAUUGCCUGCCACUUCCAGAGACUAUAUUUAAACACGCUAUUCAAGAUAACUAUAACUCAAAGGGAAAAUUUACUCCUGAGCUUAACUCAAAACAGGUUCACAAACUAAUAUCAUUGUUUCGUCCUGUAAAUGAGACAAAGCAACGGAGAUCUCCACCUAUUAACUAUGUUGAGGAUCGCCGUUAUCGACCUCAUUUACCACUUGACAAUCCAUAUAGAUCAGCUCAUGUGCCACAUGCCUCACCACCUCGGCUUGAGGAUCCAUAUAGAUCAGCUCAUGUGCCACAUGCCUCACCACCUCGGCUUGAGGAUCCAUAUAGGCUGGAUUCCCGGCCACUUGUCACAUCUCAUUUUCUGCCUGAAGAAUCUUAUAGGAUAGGUCAUCUGCCACAUGGCCCACCUCAUGUGCCACCUACUGAUUCAUAUAGGCCUAGCCAUCUAUCACAUGUUACACCUGUGGAGUUGAGAUAUAUUCAUGCACCACAUACAAGCGAUCCAUUUGCUAAUUCAAUACAAGAACCCUCUGUCAUACCCACUGUUGAUCCAUUUCAAGUGGAGUCUACUCGAUCUUACUAUUCUGAAAAUCCUGCUCGAGGUGAACGGCUUGUUUAUAGGUUAGUUCGAGAAACGGUUCCAGGUGGGGAUACACACACGAUCCCACCAAGGGGCUACCACACACUGUCUUCUAGAGAUGUUGAUGCCACCAUUCCAGUUACUGAACAGAGGACCUAUGAACGAGCAAUUGGCCACCGAACAACAGCAGGAUAUGAAGAUCCCAGUGUCCAAAGCAGGGUCGCCGUGCCAAAUAUGCCUGUUUCUCUGCGCUACACAUUUGAUGGGGCGAUGACAGGAUAUCGCUAGCAAUCUCGUUGUUUCCGGAUGGAUGACGAUUCUUGCUCUGGGCCGCUAUCGUGGAAGGUAGGUAAACAAACAUUGUAGUAUUUUGGCGAUCAGCUUGGGAGGAAUCUACACAGAACCUUUGUAAAAAGCUCUGCAUUACUUUGACAGUUGUAGUAGCAUGCUUCAGUUGAGCCUUUUACCGAAUCCCAGUUUGGAAUAUGCUAUAUUAUGCUUUAUGUUUGGACAAAUGUAUUUUAAAUUGAAUUCCCAGUCAUUUACACAUUUUAAACCUCUCUUUUAUGCUACAUUUACUUUGUAUGGUUUAGUAUUUAAUAUUUUAAAUUGCACACAUUAUUAAUUA
Molecule: messenger RNA, 1992 nt
Organism: Zingiber officinale
Lineage: Eukaryota; Viridiplantae; Streptophyta; Magnoliopsida; Zingiberales; Zingiberaceae
Exons: 5
Coding region: 159-1652 (497 amino acids)
Source: RefSeq, a predicted model, not a curated record